This is a messenger RNA of Acanthopagrus latus (yellowfin seabream), 812 nucleotides long. It is a transcript of the gene tm2d1, whose product is annotated as TM2 domain containing 1. The transcript is spliced from 7 exons. Lineage: Eukaryota; Metazoa; Chordata; Actinopteri; Spariformes; Sparidae. Bases 30 to 623 code for a protein of 197 amino acids. The record is from RefSeq and is a predicted model, not a curated record.
CAUCAUCCUGUCACGUGACAGAGUCAGACAUGGCGGCCUCCCGAAGACGGCUGGUUUGUUUACGCUCCGGGAUAUGGAGCCUCUUAUUUUACUGUGUUUACUCUCACCUGAAGCUCGUCCUGGCGGAGGAGGCGGACAGCUGCGACAACUUAAGACUUGGACAGUAUCUCUGUAAAGAUCCAAAGAUAGAUGAAACCACUCAGGAGCCGGAGAACUGCAGUGGCAUGACGGCCUGGGUGGAGUGCCUCCCAGCUCCAAACAUCAGCUGUCGGCUCUCUAACGGGACGGAGUUCAGGUUCAGCGGGGAGGAGGUGGGCUUCAACAAAACCAUCCCCUGCAGGAAUGUGAGCGUCUAUUCCUACAAAGUAGCUGUGGCUUUAUCACUGUUUCUCGGCUGGCUGGGAGCAGACCGCUUCUACCUGGGAUACCCUGCAUUAGGCCUGCUGAAGUUCUGCACUGUUGGUUUCUGUGGAAUCGGCACUCUGAUCGACUUCAUACUGAUCGCCAUGCAGAUCGUGGGUCCAGCUGACGGGUCAAACUACAUCGUGGAUUAUUACGGCGCCCGACUGACUCGCCUGUCCAUCACCAACCAGACCUACAGGAAGCCUCACCUGUCUCUGUGAACACACCUGGACACGCCCACAGGAAGCUGUCGUCACAGCGACGCAGAGACGACUGUUCAGGAGUCAUUUAAAGGAUCAGUCCGCGUGUUUUCAGCUGUUUCCUGCUGGUCAGUCAGAAUCAUCCAUCAGAUUUUAAAUUGAUCUGCUGACAGGUUUCACUUAUUAAAUCCUCUUCUGUUUCUACCUGCA